Stomoxys calcitrans (stable fly) is the source of this 1217-nucleotide messenger RNA. RefSeq lists its product as uncharacterized. The transcript is spliced from 3 exons. The coding region runs from base 512 to 1057 and encodes 181 amino acids. The record is from RefSeq and is a predicted model, not a curated record. Lineage: Eukaryota; Metazoa; Arthropoda; Insecta; Diptera; Muscidae.
UCAAACUCGCCAACUCAAAUAUGAAGUGAGUUACACAUUUAAGGCUGGAACUGACUACUGCGACUUUAAGACGGCCAAGCCAAGCUAGUUGUGGCCCAACAAAUACUGAAGCCAGUCAAUAUAUAUCAUCAAUACAGAACAUUGGCGCAAUUGAAAUACCAGCAGUGAUGGUGUUGAAGCCAUCGACAUCGACAACAGCUGCAAAAUAUUUUGAGUUGAGUUGCGGAAAGUGUUCAAAACCCAAAAACUCAUUUGAGUGAUUAAUGGCAGAAAAUCUAAAGCAGUAAAAAAAACAGCAAACGGAUAAAAAAUUUCAAAUCAAGAGAAAUUUUGAUGAAGAUUUUUGUUUUUUUUUUGGUUUUAAUGUUGAAAACCAGACAUAGUCUCCAACUCGCCAAUGUGUCUGUCGAGGCACACAUUGCAAACGACCUCUAAAUCUAAUCCAAGCAUAUGCCGCAAGUUAACAUCAUUUUUGAAUUAAAGAAAUUAUUCAAGCUGAUGAGAGCCUUCAAUGUGGCAUGUUAAUCUUCAAUUUCAAGGGAAUUCUUAUCUGCUCCCACACAAACUGUUUUUGAGUUUGCAUCGUAAGCAUUGGGAUAGGCAAGAAAAAAUGAUGCGAAUUGCGUCCCUAUUUCUCGUAUUGCUACUGAUUGCUGCUUGCAGAGCUGGCAUUAUACGCCACGAUACUACCCCAGGCUCCAUGGCCUAUUCUCAUCAAUCCAUCACUCAUAUUCGUAGAGAAGCAAAGCCUAGAAUUUUAUCAACUCCUUCCCUGACCGCCAAUAGUCAUACUUCAAGAAAAGUGAAAUUUCCCAGCUCUAAAGAAGAGAGUUCGACAUCCGAAAAGUUGCAAUCGUCUCAGCCACCUACAAAUACACUUGUAUCCGAGGAUCCUUAUAUAACAUACAAGGAGCAAACGCCAGUGUUUAAAAGUCCCUUGCAUACACCCGCUCAUCUAACCUACUCAGCACACCCGGUGGUGUAUAAAAUGCUGCCAAUGAUUGUUCCUGCUCCCUAUAUAAGUUAUGAUAAAUAUUUGACUAGUCGUAGACAAUAGGACGAUGUAUGAGAGGAUUUUAGUUAUAAGUAUAUUAUAUAAUAGGUUUUUUUUAAUAUUUACGGUUAUGGCAGAUGCCACACCAAACAAUUGUUAUAGGCUCAUUUUGUUGAAUAUAUUAUACCCUUCACCAUAGGAUGGGGGUAUACUAAUUUCGUCA